This is a messenger RNA of Kluyveromyces lactis, 246 nucleotides long. RefSeq names its product Htl1p (gene HTL1). Lineage: Eukaryota; Fungi; Ascomycota; Saccharomycetes; Saccharomycetales; Saccharomycetaceae. The coding region runs from base 1 to 246 and encodes 81 amino acids. The transcript has a single exon. The record is from RefSeq and is a predicted model, not a curated record.
AUGACCACCACGCAAGGAACCGAACAACCACAAGAUUUGAAAGUCAAUCUCAAGACAAUCACAGCAGAAGACCUAUUGUCUAGAAGAGCUAAUAUGGUGGAGCUUUUCAACUUGUUGGACGACAGUAGCAGAACCGAAUUGUUUCUUGGUUCGUCAGAAGACCGCGAAAAGAAACUGGCUUCUCUGAGGAAAAGGCUUCAAUCGGUACAACAAGAAGUUGAGACUUUGAAAUCAGAAUCAGAUUAA